GGCGUGGUGAGAUUCAUGUCCACAACAAAACAGGAAUGUGUUGUUCCAGGAGAUAACAGCUCCCCAUUGCCACUGACACCAAGGAGGCACGAUGUCAGAAAAAACACAUCCUUUGGUUUCCUAGCCUUUUCAUUUGGGCAGCUGGGCAUGCCAGCAUGGCAAACUUGAAAGCAAGCUCAACUAUUUUUUUUUUUUUUUGUAGCAUACUAGUGCUCUAGAGGCAUGCAGGGCCCUGGAAGUGAUGGAAAGGAGCCAUGGCUUUCUUUUUCCUCCCACCUCUGGGGACAGCAAGCAGCGGGACAGCAAACUGAGCAGGGAUGUCUGCUCCUGUGCAGAGACAAAGACAACAUUAAGGCACUGUCUUAGUGCACACGUAGACAAGGUGCCCAGCCAUGCACUAGUACACUUUUUUUUUGCCUUCCCUCAGUGCCUUUUUCACAAUUAAAAUUUUGUACAGAUAGCGACAAUCCCAGUGUAACCCAGAGCACUGGUUUUACUCAGAAGGUCUUUCAGUUGCUCCAUCGUUCUACCUUCUCUUUCGGAGCCUUCACUCCUUCUUGUCUGGUGCCUUUUGCAGGGCACUUGCUGAAGGCAACAUGCCGAGGCUGCUGUUUCCUGCCGGAGCAUGUUGUUUGCUCAGUAGCUGGGCAGGCAAAGACAACUCUGGUGUGAAUCAUAUUGCUCCUCCAAUGAAGAAUGAUUAAGGGGGAAAAAAAAAAAGAAGAAAGAAAGCGAGAGUAAGAGGUAGUGUGUGUGCGCAAUUACGGUUGGGAAAGUGGGAGUGGUGACAGCGAGCAGGCAAGCUAACAGAGUCUUCUGCUCGGCAACGUUUCACUACAGGUUGCUAGUUCUUCGUGCUGUACCCAUUUCAUUGAUUACCAGGAUUAUACCCUUGAAAAGAUGACGAUGGAUGCUCUGCAACUAGCAAACACUGCCUUUGCAGUUGACAUGUUCAAAAAGCUAUGUGAGAAGGACAAAACAGCCAAUAUUAUUUUUGCCCCCCUGUGUACCUCAACGUCCCUGGCUCUGGCGUAUAAAGCUACGAAAGGUGACACUGCAGACCAGAUGAAACAGGUGCUCCAUUUACAAGAUGUCAAAGAUGUUUCUUUUGGGUUUCAAACAGUAACUUCAGAUGUUUCCAAGCUCAGCUCUUUCUUUGCACUGAAAAUGGUCAAACGGCUCUUUGUAGACAAGUCUCUCAGUCCUACCACAGACUUUGUCAACUCUACAAAGAGGCCUUUUCCAUCUGAGCUGGAACUAGUGGAGUUCAAAGAAAAAACUGAGGAAACCCGACAGAAGAUCAACAAAUCUCUCUCAGAGCUAACUGAUGGCAAGAUGGAGAAUAUUUUGAAUGAGGAUAGUGUAAGUGACCAGACUCAGAUCCUCCUAGUUAAUGCAGCUUAUUUUGUCACAAACUGGAUGAAGAAGUUCCCAGAAGCAGAGAUCAAAGAAUGUCCUUUUAAAGUCAACAAGACUGAAACUAAACCAGUGCAAAUGAUGAAUCUGGAAGCUACUUUUUGCCUGGGCUAUGUAAAAGAAUUAAAUGUUGCGAUUCUUGAACUUCCGUGCCUUAACAAACAUAUAAGCAUGCUCAUUCUGCUGCCCAAAGACAUUGAAGAUGAGACAACUGGCUUGGAACAGCUGGAAAAGGCACUCACCCCCGAGACACUAUUACAGUGGACCAAUCCCAGCAUGAUGGCCAACACCAAAGUGAAUGUAUUUCUUCCAAAAUUUAGCGUGGAAGGUGAUUACGACCUGAAGCCACUUCUGGAAAGCCUGGGCAUGACAAAUGUCUUUAAUGAGAGUGCAUCAGAUUUCUCUGAGAUGUGCGAGACCAAAGGUGUGGUUUUGUCAAAGAUCAUCCACAAAGUCUCCUUAGAAGUAAAUGAACAAGGUGGUGAGUCUCUAGAGGUACCAGGAUAUCGGAUUCUGCAACACAAAGAUGAAUUCAAAGCUGACCAUCCGUUUAUCUUUUUGUUCAGGCACAACAAAACUCGCAACGUGAUUCUUUCAGGCAGAUUCUGUUCCCCUUAAGGAGGGCAUUUUAAUUAUGAAAAAGCACAAUUACAUUUAUGGUGAUGCAUGUUCCUGUAAAGCUUGGCGUCCUGACUAUCACCUUUGAAAGGAAAUCUAAGAGGUUCAUAUAUCAGCAGGGUAAUACUAUGUACUCUACAUAUGCAGCACAACUCGUUUCUCUCUUUUUGCUUCAUCCCCUUAAGCUGAAGGAUUCCCACUGUGGAGAACACAUGAUAUGUUACCAAGUAUCCCAGCCUCAGCCACAAGUAUAUUUUGUUCCUCCAUGACAUCUUUCUCUCAAAACAAAGUGAACUGAGAGCCUAUUUUUGAAAGACAGAGAGUUGGGAGGGGCUCUGGGAGGAAGAGCUUCAUUCCACUCUCCCUUGAGACCCACACUCUGUGGAUUCCUACUGCCGAAAAGGGGAAAACAUGGACACGUGGUGCGAUAGCCCUCCUCUUGUACCUGGCUACAGUCUGGUGGUCCAGGGUGCCCUGCUGGACCCUGCUAACGUACAGUGAAGCAGUGCAGCUAGCACCAGAGAUCACAUCUGUGAAACAGCAGCUGCACCUAUGGAUGCAAGAGGCAAUGAGAAUAUACACCUAGAACACUCUUCUGCAUGAGCUACAUCAGUUCAUAGGCUGGGGAGUUUGGACUCUACUUUGUGGGACUUUUUCAUUCAUUCUCCUUCAGACAUGGCAGAGGGGACUAGUUCACUGCAGCUAAGAGGAGCCCUGUUACAUAUAUCCUGAGAAAAAGAAAGUUAUGCAAUUCUAUCAUAGAAAUCGGAUGGAUUAAUACUAGAAGUGCCACACUUUUCAGGCACAGAUUAUUUGUCAGUUCUAGUUCUGGAUUCAGCAUUAAAGGAGUCUCCACACAAUUACUUAACCUCAGAGGUACAAGAAACAAGGACAUCGACUUGAGUGAGAUUAACACGGUAAUUACCAGUCUACAAAUUCCAUAUGAAAUCAUGGUAAUUAGAUUUCAUUUCUAUCUAAAGACUUCCUGCUGCAUAUGUUCAGUACUGAUUUACCUAACCACUGUUCAGAAUAAAGCACUACAAAACCUGUGUCAAA
Cygnus olor (mute swan) is the source of this 3090-nucleotide messenger RNA. RefSeq names its product serpin family B member 5 (gene SERPINB5). Gene Ontology annotation, biological process: negative regulation of endopeptidase activity. NCBI's taxonomy places the organism in Eukaryota, Metazoa, Chordata, Aves, Anseriformes, Anatidae. The transcript has 7 exons. Gene Ontology annotation, molecular function: serine-type endopeptidase inhibitor activity. The record is from RefSeq and is a predicted model, not a curated record. The coding region runs from base 901 to 2034 and encodes 377 amino acids.